UUAGGUACGAAACAUAAUCAUGCACAAGUAAUAUCGUAAAAUUCAAGACUUUCACAUGCUUUGACGAUGAAAUCUCUCACAGUUUACGUAAUUCAAAUACAUAUUAAUAAAGUUACGCUAUUCAUUAUGGAUUAAGCCUAUUUUUGCUGGAAACGUAACAUGGCCUUGAAACAAUUACUUAUUAUUUAAUAGUAAGCAUACCUAAUCAACCUAAACUGUUUUUAUUGUUAUUAUCUUGACUUCGAAGCGGCAAUUGAUGAAUUGUCGAUGUUAUAAAAUAAAAAAUGUCCUUAUCCUCAGCCACACGUAUUUUGGCAUUUACUUGCUAAACAGGUGCUUACAUCUCUUGAUGUGUUGUCGCGGCAGAUUUAAAAAUGGCCGCAACAGAAAGACUUGCCAGUUCCCUCAGAAGGUUGCAGAAACCAAGACCCAAUAAUGUACACUACAGAUGUACUGGAGACCAUGAAAUCAAUGUUGACGAAGAGCUGGCUAAGCUGCAGCCCUCUGAACGGCUUUUGGAUUACUACAGAGCCAAGAUGACAAAGUUUGAUAAGGACAAUCGGGAUAUGCGGGAUUUGAUUGAAAAGUAUGGACAAAUAAACAAGCCAUCAUUAACUGAUGAUGAACGUAAACAGAUGGUGCGGGAACUUAUUGAGCUCCGUUCUGCGUUAUCUGAUGUAAAUAUAUUCAUUCAUGCAGAACGUCAACAAGUUUUACGCCUGUAUGCUGAGAAAGAGCAACUACAGUUGGGUGCUCUUGAAGCUGAGAAAAAGGUGGCAUUAUUACUCAACUUGUGUGGAUUGACAGAAGGUGAACUGAAAGUAUAUUUAAGAGAUCCAAAGAGGGUAUCUAUCAUCAAACAAAAAUUGCCUCCUCAUAUGAGGAAGCUUCAAGCAAAAUUGGAUGAGAAUUUGCAUGAGUCAGCAAGUAAUGAAAAUGAAUUGAUACUGCAGUCUCGCAUCCAAGCUUUAGAAAAACAGCUGAAAGAAGCAGAGGCUAAUUGGCUUGAGGAAAAAAGUUCCCUCCUACAGGAAAGGACACUAGCAUCCUCAGAGUACAAACUCCAAAGAGAUAAGGAUGAAGCUCACAUGAAGCUCCUAAGUGCAAGACUUGAGGAAUCACAGAUGCUUCUAAAUUCAACAAUGAAGGAAGUCCUUAAAAAGAAUGUAGAAAUGCAAGAGAUAGAAAAAGGUUUUCUUGCAGAAAGAGACCAUCUGCUGUCUGUGUUGGCCACUGUUCAAGAAAACCUGCCUUUGGUUACUCAUAUGGAAGCUGUUCAAAGAAGUGGAAGCUAUUCAGAUCUCACAAAAGUGAAGUCAACUUGUGAACUCAAAGACCUUAGAAGAGAUAAUGAAAUCUUAAAAAAUGAGCUGUCCAAAUCUGAAGAAUUACGUACCUUGUAUGAAUCACAGUGUCUUAAACAGGAGCAGACAAUGUGUAAACUCCGAGAGCAGAAAGAGGCAUCUGAACAGAUGCUAAAGGAAAAAAUAAAAAAACUGACUCAUGAAGUUGAAUCAUUGGAGCGUUAUGUCAGACGUUCAGAAGAACGCAGAAAAUCUGAUCUGAGAGGGUUCCAGAGUGAUAUACAGCUGUUAAGAAAUGAUUUGAAGACUCUUAUAUCUCAAUUAUAUAAGAUAACUAUGAAAAUUUAUGGAGAUGAGGCUGUACCUGUCAAUGCUAAUGCCUUGAAAGAGAUUCAGACAGCCUCUGACCUUGUAAGGGUUGUGCAGAAUAAACUAGGGGAUGUAAAGCGAAAGCUUCUUAAAGUUGAAACUGAAGUAGCUGUCGAGUCCUGAAGUUUUGUUUAAUUUCAGUGUUUGUUGAAACUAAUUUUGUUCCAAAUUUGUGUAAACAUAAUUUUCAGAUUUUUUGUACCUUCAUGGUUUAUUUGUGUUUUUUAUUGUACUGCACAUUCUUGAAAGCAUUUACAUAUAAUCAAUAUAGCUUUUAUUGGUGAAACAAAGCAUAGUCUCUCAGUAUAUUGAUUUUAAGGAUACAGACAAGUGGAUUUUUUUUAUAAUGAAGCAAUUUAACUGUGAAUUAAGGAAAAGUUAACUUAUGAACUGAGAGCAUUAGUUUCAUUGUUGGUAGCUGCUGCUCUAAAAAACCAUAUGUAUUGUUUUUCCAAUCUCUCGGCCCCUUCAGCCAAGGAGAGGCAUCUUUAAUUGGAAGGGUAUUGGAUGUACUCUCUUUUAUUCAUGCUUUUAUGCAUAGAAAGAUUUUUGCUUUAUAAAAAAAGAGCUGUUAAGUAUACUUUCUUGUCCUUUAUACUAUCGAACUUGAAAGUUAAGGACACAUGAAAUAAUUAUUACUAUUUUUACUCUAAAUUGUCUCAAAUUAAAAGGCUUCUUUUAUUUAAAAGAUGGCUGCUCAUAGGCUGUCUGUCUUUUGUUUUGUUGUACAUGGAUAGGAUACACUUUAACACAAAUUUGUAUGCACAAUAUAGGAUAAUCUUUAUAGAAUCACAAAGUAAAACAGUCUAUUUAGGGUACCUUGGAUAAUUAAUGUUUUGCAAUUCCUAUGCAAUUAACUAAAUUGACUUUGCAUUAAUACAUGACUUGGCUCUUCCUUCAGCCAAACUCUGAGUUUUUAAUUUUCAAGUGCCUUUUCUUUCUUCCUGACAAGAUAUAGUACAAAUCACAUGGUAAAAAGUCUAUUUUGGGAUACUUUGGGCAAUUACUACCAUUAAUAAUCUUUUGCAAAUGUUGCACUUAUAUUUCCAAAGCAAGAAUGGCCUUGAUAUAACCAUUGUUAACAAUCUCAACUUUCUUAUGAAUUUUUUUUUUUUUUUUUUU
Molecule: messenger RNA, 2795 nt
Organism: Macrobrachium nipponense
Lineage: Eukaryota; Metazoa; Arthropoda; Malacostraca; Decapoda; Palaemonidae
Product: coiled-coil domain-containing protein 77-like
Exons: 11
Coding region: 375-1796 (473 amino acids)
Cellular component (GO): centrosome
Source: RefSeq, a predicted model, not a curated record